UUUGUCGGUUCAUUACUUUCUAUGUGUGUUAUGAUCCCUUGUUGUCUGCCUACUCAUUGUGUUUCCCUGCACCGUUGGAUUUCUGUUUGGAUAGCUUUUGUGUUUCUGGACUUUGUCAUCAGCCACUCAGUUUGAAGUGCACUGUGCAGGUGAAGCUGGAGUUGGGCCACAGAGCCCAGCUGAGGAAAAAAGUUACAUCAGAAGGCUUCACCCACGACUGGAUGGUGUUUGUCCGAGGCCCAGAGACCGGCGACAUCCAGCACUUUGUCGAGAAGGUUGUCUUCCGCCUGCAUGAGAGCUUCCCCAAACCCAAGAGAGUAUGCAAGGAGCCUCCGUACAAAGUGGAGGAGUCGGGCUACGCAGGCUUCCUCAUGCCUAUUGAGGUCUACUUCAAGAACAAGUGCACUGUGCAGGUGAAGCUGGAGUUGGGCCACAGAGCCCAGCUGAGGAAAAAAGUUACAUCAGAAGGCUUCACCCACGACUGGAUGGUGUUUGUCCGAGGCCCAGAGACCGGCGACAUCCAGCACUUUGUCGAGAAGGUUGUCUUCCGCCUGCAUGAGAGCUUCCCCAAACCCAAGAGAGUAUGCAAGGAGCCUCCGUACAAAGUGGAGGAGUCGGGCUACGCAGGCUUCCUCAUGCCUAUUGAGGUCUACUUCAAGAACAAGGAGGAGCCAAAAAAGGUGUGUUUCAACUACGACCUGUUCCUUAAUUUGGAGGGCAACCCACCAGUCAACCACCUGCGCUGUGAGAAGCUCACCUUCAACAACCCCACCAAAGAAUUCAGGAGAAAGCUGAUUAAAGCUGGAGGGGUAUUGGUGGUUCCAGAGGGGGCUGAAGCUGUGUCGAGACCCAGUCCAGACUACCCGAUGCUCCCCACCAUACCCCUCUCUGCCUUCUCAGACCCCAAGAAGACUAAGACCUCUCAUGUGUCAAAGGAACCCAGCAAAGAAGGAAGUGGAGGCAGCAGCAAAGGACCCAAACCGCACAAGCUGACCAAGGAGCACCGUGAACGGCCGCGAAAAGACUCUGAGAGCAAAGCCACGUCGAAAGGAGACAAUGACAGAGACGGAAGCAGUAAGAGUGGCCGCGAUCCUUCCUCUUCCUCGUCUUCAAAAAAGCCGUCAGAAAUCAAAGUGAAAGAUGAAGUUAAGGUCCUACCCAAGGCCGCCUUUAAGGAGCCUAAACUCACCCUGAAGGAGUCAAAAAUGGAGGGCAUGUCCCCCAAAGGAGGGGGGGCUGGGAGUGGAGGGGGGGGUGGGGGAGGAGGUGUGGGAGGUCCCACAGAGCCCAAAGCCCCGGGGAAACGACCCUCCACUGUUGAGUCUCCCAAACCCAGUGCGAAGAAGCAGAAGAAGGGCAGCUCAGAGGGGCCAAAGGGGCAGACGGGUGGGGCCUUCACAGGAACUUCUCCUCGUGUUUCCUCCUCAUCUGCAGCUAGCCAGCCCUACGCAGAGAAGAAACCUCCCAAGGAAAAAGGUCGCUGGGCCAAAGGAAAGAAUGACACGCAGGAGCCAAAGGAGCCCAAAAAACUUCCAGAGUCAGAAGAGUCGAAUUCAGAGGACGAAGCAUCUUCAAAGUCAGAGCAGUCGGCCCCUUCAAGUCCUUCCAACUCCAGUUCUAGCUCUGACUCCAGUUCAGAUUCGGACUUUGAGCCGGGACAGAAACAAGGGCAAGGCCCCCUUCGAUCCAUGGUGGAGGAGAUCCAGUCAGAAGAGUCAGAUGACGAUGACAGCAGCUCAGAGGAGGAGACGCCCAUAAAGACCAACCCCCCCAACCGCGACUCUCGACUCAGCCUGGACAGCGAGAGUGACAGCAGUGAUGGCUCGCACAGCCCCAGUCGAGACCCCGCCCCUCCCCCACAGAAACACAACUCCUCCAAUAACAAAGUUUCAGGCAGAAAGAGUCCAGACUCCUCAUUUCGCUCAGAGAAGGUGUUGAAGAAGGGAUACGACAAGGUAGGAAGGGCCUACACAGAAGAAUUGGUGGACCUCCAUCGCAGACUGAUGGCUUUAAGGGAGCGUAAUGUCCUACAGCAAAUUGUCAACCUCAUCGAGGAGACGGGCCACUUCAACGUGACCAACACCACCUUUGACUUUGACCUCUUUUCACUGGACGAAUCUACCGUCCGCAAACUACAGAGCUACCUGGAGGCGACGGCCACGUGACAGGAAGUGGAAACCGGUGUGGGGAAACCAGCGUGUAGAUGGCAGCAGCGGUGGAGGUAGACUCGCCACCAUGUCUCCUCUUUAAGGAAGGGGACGAGCAGCCACAUCUGUCGCAGCUGUCUCACAGGGCUGACUGAACCAUCGAACAACUACCACACGAACAAACACAAGCACACACGAAGACACACCACCUUCAGGUGACGCUGUGGAGGAAACUGAAGGAGGAGGUGUGGAGGGGAGGGUGGGAGUGGGAGAGGAGUAGCUCAACUCCGUCUACUGUCAGGAUUUUCACUACACAACCUUUUUUUUUUGUCUUUUUUUUGAGUCUGUGCAGCGCUGUGGAAUGCACCCCACACCCCCUCCUUCACCCUGCACUCAUAUUGCUCCCGCCUUUGCAAAGCCAAUACUCCCCCUCCUCCCCCCUUCACACUCACACUCCUUACUCGGCAGAACACUCCAGUUCCCUUCCCCCCUGCUGUCAGCUGGAGCUCAUUUCUCUCCCGACAUACUCUUGAGUCGUUUGUGUAAUGACUGCAUGUGUGUUUGUGUGUGCAUUUGAGCGCUGCUGAGUUUUAAGAGGUGUUGUCUUUUUUGUUACUGACUUCUCUUUGUUCGUGAAGCUUGAGCACAAACAGCCGGUUUCGUUCCUUCCCCGUACACACACUGUAAACAAAUUCAGAUUCAGGUGACACUUUACUUCAACCCCUCCUCCAUUUAACAUUUUUAAAUAGUGUAGAAGCAUUGAAUAAAUGGUUUAUAACACACUAUAAUGUACUUGGAAGUAGAUAUAAGUGUUCUUUUUAUGUAUUUAUCAACAACUAGAACUCCUCCUUGUUGGCACCCUUACGUGGAGGCUGGUUUAUAAACAGAUAAUGAAUAACAAUAUAGUAAAACACACUAGAGGAAGUUACAAAUUGUUGACAAAUACUGUAAAUUAAUAAACACAAAAUAUCCUUAUAGCUACAUUAUAGUGGGUUAUAAACCAUUUGUUACAUGUUUACAGUGCUUUUAAAUGCUAAAUGGGGGGGGGGGGGUUAAAGUAAAGUGGUACCCAGAUUCAUGCACAUGUUUGUCUCCCAGGUCCUUACACUCAACACUGUACAUGAAGACACUGAGGUGUGCGUGCGCGCGCGUGUGUGUGUGUGUGUGCGUGCGUGUGUGUGUGUGAGAGAGAGGCUGUUUGGAUGAGUUUUCUCUGUUGUCUGAACUUUUGAAAACACAUGUUCUGUUGAGUUUCCCCUCUACUUCCUCGCACUGAAAGCUGAGCCUUGACCUCCUACCAACAGCUCCCCCAUUCCCCACUGAAGCCCACUCACUCCAUCCCUCCUCUCCCUCCUCCUCCCUUAUUCCCAUAUUGGCGUGCAUGAAAGGGCUCGCCUGCUCACGGCCAGAGCAGUGGAGGCUCACUCUUGAAUUGCCUUCUAAGUGAUGGGUAGGGUCGGGUGGGGAUUUCAUAAAGCCGUGAAAAAGUAGCCAUACUUGUCUCCCAGAAUCCAAAAAUAAGAAAAAAUAGGGGCCACGCUUUUUUACAUUUUAUUUUUCUACAAGUGCAUUUUGUGUAUUUAUUCCCAGAUUGCGGUUACGAUAACCUGUGAGCUAUGAAUGUAUAUCGCUUUUACUUUUCUACGGCUAGCAACAGCCCCACUCUAGUGCCUUUUUCUGCGACUUGCAGUGUGAGGGGGGGUGUGCGCUCUGUUAGCCAUGGUCACACAGACUUGAACCCCCACCCCCCCGCCCCACCCCCCAAAUACCCCCCUUUGGGGAAACGAGUGUUAAUAGGGAUGCCUGAAUAUCCAGUAUUGUCUUAAUGGCUUCUAUCCCUGCUACUCCUUUUCCAGUGUCUUUGUAGGCUGUUGCCGUUUUAUCAGUGACGUUUCUGUUAAUCAAGCCCUCUCGAAAUUUUCAGACCACUAAUUUUCACUGAUGGUCAUGUUUUUAUGUUCUUGCUUUCUGAGAUUAGGUUCAGUGUUUUACAGAGGAAGUGUCAGGUGACUGUGUGGUAGUUGCUCACAUUAAUUAGCUCUAGUAACAGUUUCUUCAGGUGUGUUGUGUGUUUUGUGAGAGACGGUUGUCGGUGAAUAUGGUGGGCGUACCCUCUUCAAGCGGGUUGAAGUAUUUGAACUUAUGUGUGGUGGAGCGUUUGAUACCAAGUUACCAGGCACUUGAAGAGCUUCAACAAAGGCAGAAAAAUAAGCUAAACAAAACACUCUGUGUGUUUUCUUUCCCUAUAUAUUUGAAAUGUAUUUCUCAGGGGCCUGCAUCAGGAAGCAAGAUUUCAAGGGUUAGACAGAUAACUUAAACCCAGGCUGGGCGGUCUCACAAAGCUGGCUCAAUUUUACUUUAAGCAAUUUACAUCACUAAACCUAUGCUGCUUGGCAAACCUCCUUCAGAGAAUUUUCUGUUUAGAGGAUUAAAUCAAAACCUGUAAACGACUAGUAAUAAUGAGCACAAAGAAAAGUGUUUACACAACUGUAGAUUCACUUAGAAUUAUGUUCUAUAAACUGCAUCAGACAUUUAAGAAAUGGUUGUACCAGAAGCGGUUACCCAGUGUUUUUAAAAAUAAAUAUUUGUUUGCCUUUUAUUAGAGAUGACAGUAACAGGAGUGGUAACAGGAAAUGAGGGGAGGUAAGAGAGGGACAAUGACAUCCUGUUGUGUGUCAGCGUCAUAACCGUGAAGCCACAGGGGCGCCUGCAGUUGCCCACUUUUUAACAGUGCUUCUAGCAUGUAGCACAAGCAGGUUGGCCAUAGUUUGCGAUACUGAAGUUGCAUUUAAUUGCACUGCAAUUCUUUAAUAGGCUCAACAAAGUUUAUUUUGAAUUAUGCAUUACUGCAGCUCAGAAGAACAUGUAGACGAUGAUCAUAAGCAAAAAGAAAUACUCCCUAUUAAAUAUUAUAGCCACACACUGAAAAUUUGUUUCUAGCAUUAUAUUCACAGCAUCUAGCCACGUAAAACUUAGCGAGGCGUUCUGCUAUACAGAGAUGAAGCAGUGCAAUUUCCACUGCUGAGCAUCAACUCACCCACUGCAUUAUUUUUAAUGUCAGGACUGCAUUAUUACAAUUAUGUCAAAGCCACUUUCCAAAGGAAAUAAAGGUAGACUUAAAAUCGUCGUUUAAUAAUCAAUGAAACCCAUGUUUAGGGUUAGCUUACCGUAACCUUGUUCAGACUGUCAUUAUUUUUAUGUGCACAUUUACUCUCUAGCUCUUUGCAGCAGAAAUAGUGUUAUAUUUAACUGUCAGGUUCUGGAUUGCUCAGAAUGAUUAAUUUGAAAUAUUUGUUCAACAAGAAACAUAUAAGCAAAAUGUCAAUAAUCAACUUUUUCUCACUCUACAACAUGUUCAUGCACAGUUUGAGGAAGCCUUUAGAGUAAUACCCACUAUUAGAUAUAGCUUAUUACUUUUAGUAUUUGGUUAUUGCAUCAUUUGAAUAUUUUUGUUUCCUUUUAAGUUUAUAUAUAUAUGUUAAUAUGAUGUUUUCUAUUUCUUGUGAUCUUUUUAUAUCUUUUUAACUUGCUGCUGCACUGACAAAAAUUCCCCAGGGAGAUCAACAGUUUUAUCAUAUAAUAAAUUAAGGUACUGUUGAUGUGAUGUGGCAUCUUUUUGUUACACCUCUUUAAUGUAAACAAACCCCAACACACUGGUAAAUUGUGGGUUAACAGAGCCAGGAGCCAGCGUUGUGAAACCAGCUCACCAGUGUUAGGUUUUGUGAAGCCAGAAAACCGAAGGAAAGCCAGACUGAGGUGAACUUACUUCUUUAUUCAGGCCCCUGGUGUGUUAGUUCCUGUGGCCCCUCCAGGCUUCUCACACACACACACACACACACACACACACACACACACACACACACACACACACACACACACACACACACACACACACACACCACCAGCCCACUAUGGGACAAACCUUCAAUGAGCCAUUGCCUCCCUGCCUCCCUCCCUCCCCUCCUCUUCUGUUCUUCCUCCCGACAGUGUUUUUAUUCUGACGCUUUGAAAGCUUUAAUACUUCGCUCUCCUUUUCUGUUGCCUGCCUGGCUCAGCGACCUGUACACACUCCCUCUGCCCUUACUGUAAACGCCGCCUGAGCACGGAAAAUGUGUCUCCAAAAAAAAAAGACAAGACAAGAAAAGAAAGAAAAACCAGGAUCCCUGCCGCCUUAUGUGCCCUGCAGUAACCCCCUCCUGCCCUCACCUCUUCCCCCUGUCCCACCCUCAUGUUCUCUAGGUGUGCCUCUGUCAACAGAACUUCAGGCCGUGAUUACUGAGAAUGAACUUUGAAACAGUGUGAGUGACGUUUGUGCAUCUGCGAGUGUGUUUGUCAGUGACAGGAGAGAUUUAAAAACCGACCUUCCUGUCCUCUUCUCUGUGCAUCGAUGUGGGAACUUUUAAGUCCUAGUUCAUGAACUCUGACCUUUGACCAGGCACUCAUUCAGUCCCUUGUUGUUGUGGUUGAGAGGGGAGGUUACGUGGGGAUUCGAGAGAUGCCCCACUGUCUACCCACAGUCAAUGUUUUAUUUAUGGACCUCUGCACUUUUGGCUGUGAUGACUUCAGUACUUAAGUAGUUACCUAAACUGUAUUUUUAAGGAUUUUAUACAAUAUUUACAUGCAAUACAAUAUGAAUUUUUUUUUUCUUUGCCAACCAUUUUGUUUCUUAUUUAAUUGUUUUUAUUUUGGCAUGAUUUGUCACUAUUAUUCACAAACAUGCCUGUUGGAUCUAUUUUAGGCAAAAUGUUAUGGGGGACGUUCCCUGUAUGUUUUUGUGUGUCAUGAUUCUGAUGACAGCUGAACACCAAGAAGCAGGUGUUGGAAAAUAUUUGCUGGAUGAGCUAAACUUCACCCUCUGCUUCCAGUAGGAAUAACUGGACCAGAACGGGGACAAGAAGAGUCCACACUUUGGUUCAGGGAACUGACUGUUGAGCUAAAAUGUUAAAUUUCUGUCAUGUCCAGUUAUGAUUUGGGUGUUUCUUUUCUACUCAUUCAUGGAAGUAUGUACCCAAAAGCCUAAUUGUGUUGUGUUAUGAUAACUUGAGCCUGAAGAAACACAUCAUAGGAAACAAUAGAGUUGUGAAGUGGGAUGGAGCUGUUUUGAGCGCCCCUGGUACCGGAAUAGCAUCAUUCAUUUUUCUAUAGGCGGUGUUUCGUGACUCACAGCUUGAGCACUUCUAGGAUCGGCAUGAAAACUGAUUUUACAAUCUGCCGCUUAAAUCAGUUCACUUUUAAUUUUUGAGUCCCUUUUGGAUGAAUUCCGCCACAUUGGCGCCGCGUUCUGUUAAUAACUGCAACAGUGAGUUGUUUUUAUUUCACUCAUGUUACCUGAUUGGUCCAUCUGUCCUUCUCCAUGGCAACUGCGGCUGAGGCUCAUGGGUAUUGUAGUAUUUAGAGCCGUCCGUUAUGCCAAAAUAACAAAUAAAACAUGAUUUCUCACAAACAAAGUUGAAUUGAUUUAAUCUGGUGGUUCUACUGUACACCUAUAUGAUUGUUACAUUGUCUGGUUCGAGUCCUGGGUGUCUAUGUUAAGCAAUAUUUAAGAUGUUAAAAAAAACUGAAUGGUGAAAACCACUUCCGGAACCAGUGGCCCCUCCCACAUCACAACUCUGAGGAGGUCUGUGGGAGUGGAGCAUUUCAGCUGAGACUAUUAUAUAUAUAUAUAAUAUGUGUAUAAUACAGCAAAAGUAGAAUAUCUACUGUGUGGAUCUUUAGAGGAUGAGGACAAAGCGAAACUAUAGACCUUGCAAAUACAUGGAGGGGGGUGGGAGGGGGCAUGUGCAGACGGGAUAUUUCCUGUGUCCGUGGUCGUCAUAAUGUGUCUGUGACAAGGAGACAGGUUUGUCUGUAUUUAUAAAGGUUGGAUUUUUUUUAGCUGGGAUGUAAAAGAGGGAGGGUGGAGUCCAAAAUAUGUUCCAUAUAUGUGGUCCAAGCUCCAAACGAUGGGCAGAACAAAUGAACUGGAUGAUGAUGAUGAACAAUUUGGUAUUUUUGAAAAUAAAAAAAACUUGGCAUUACAAUGCCACCAUGUGGCCAUAUGAUGCAAGUUGUUAACAAGGACAAAACAUGUUAUUUUAAUGUUAUUUUUUAUUUUGAAAUCAUAUUAUUAAUAAAGUCAUUAAGUACUGUU
Micropterus dolomieu (smallmouth bass) is the source of this 8277-nucleotide messenger RNA. It is a transcript of the gene mllt1a, whose product is annotated as MLLT1 super elongation complex subunit a. Gene Ontology annotation, biological process: regulation of DNA-templated transcription. The record is from RefSeq and is a predicted model, not a curated record. The coding region runs from base 222 to 2165 and encodes 647 amino acids. Gene Ontology annotation, cellular component: super elongation complex. The transcript is spliced from 14 exons. NCBI's taxonomy places the organism in Eukaryota, Metazoa, Chordata, Actinopteri, Centrarchiformes, Centrarchidae.